Molecule: messenger RNA, 2963 nt
Organism: Gallus gallus (chicken)
Lineage: Eukaryota; Metazoa; Chordata; Aves; Galliformes; Phasianidae
Exons: 2
Coding region: 522-1454 (310 amino acids)
Source: RefSeq, a predicted model, not a curated record
UGGGGGUUGUGUUGAGCUGUGGGGGUUCUCUGUGUGCUGAGCAGAUCAAGAGGGUGAAUGGGGGGGGGUCUCAGCUUGUGUCAUGGAGGGUCAGGGUGGGUGUUUUUGGAUGCCUUCUUCUUCCUAAGAGCAGCCACGCACUGCCCAGGGCAAUGGGGGCAGCUCUGUCCCUGGAGGCUUUCACAAACUGUGUGGAUGUGGCGCUGAGAAACGUGGUUUAGUGCAAAGGCAGGAGGCACUGAGUGCUGCUGAACAGAGCCCAGCCCUGUCCUCCUGGCUCCUGCCAUGUAGAUAUUGACCAGCAUCCAUCACAUCCCCUCCCAUCCUUCUCUUCCCACGGUGCUCAACCCUGGGGCGCUCAGCCUGUCCCCAUCAGGAGCUGCUCCAGGCCCCCCGCAUCUCCUCACACUUACUGGGCUCUCCCCAGCAGUUCCCCGUCUGUCUGGAGCUGGGGAGCCCAGCACUGGGCGCAGUGCUCCAGGUGUGACUCCUUCUUGGCCACGAGGACACUCUGCUGCUUCAUGGUCAGCCUUUGGCCAACUGUUGGCCAACCAUUGGCCAACCAGGACACCAUUGGCCUUCUUGGCCACCAGGACACUCUGCUGCUUCAUGGUCAGCCUUUGGCCAACCAGGACACCACUGGCCCUCUUGGCCACCAGGACACUCUGCUGCCUCAUGGUCAGCCUUUGGCCAACUGUUGGCCAACCGUUGGCCAACCAGGACACCACUGGCCCUCUUGGCCACCAGGACACUCUGCUGCUUUAUGGUCAGCCUUUGGUCAACUGUUGGCCAACCGUUGGCCAACCAUUGGAACCUUUGGCCCUCUUGGCCACCAGGACACACUGCUGCCUCAUGGUCAACCGUUGGCCAACCAGGACACCACUGGCCCUCUUGGCCACCAGGACACUCUGCUGCUUCAUGGUCAGCCUUUGGCCAACUGUUGGCCAACCAUUGGCCAACCAGGACACCAUUGGCCUUCUUGGCCACCAGGACACUCUGCUGCUUCAUGGUCAGCCUUUGGCCAACUGUUGGCCAACCAUUGGCCAACCAGGACACCAUUGGCCCUCUUGGCCACCAGGACACACUGCUGCCUCAUGGCCAACCGUUGGCCAACCAGGACACCACUGGCCCUCUUGGCCACCAGGACACUCUGCUGCCUCAUGGUCAGCCUUUGGUCAACUGUUGGCCAACCGUUGGCCAACCAGGACACCACUGGCCUUCUUGGCCACCAGGACACUCUGCUGCUUCAUGGUCAGCCUUUGGUCAACUGUUGGCCAACCGUUGGCCAACCAGAACACCAUUGGCCUUCUUGGUCACCAGGACACACUGCUGCCUCAUGGUCAACCAUUGGCCAAACAGGACACCAUUGUCCCUCUUGGCCACCAGGACACCCUGCUGCUUCAUGGUCACCCUGUUGGCCCCUGGGUCCUUCUCCACAGAGCUGCUUUCCCUGAUCUGUGGUCCUCAGAAAGGAGAUUCCUGUCCUGCAUCUAGCAGAGUUGGGUGCUCGCCCUGUCCUGCAGCCUUGGAGCUCUUUGGUGCCGCAGAGCAAACAGCUCACAGUGCUGCUGUUGAAGACACCGUUUGCAGUCGCUUCUUUUAGGGCACAGUGCAGCACGGAGCUCCCAGAGCAUCACCUGCUUGGUGUCUCAGCACUUUCCCUGAACCCACUGCCUCCCCAGCUGAGCACCCACGGCCCUCAGAGCUCCAAACCCCGGGGAACACCACCUGCACUGCACAGAAGGGUGUCACACUGUUGUGCUCCACAUCCAGGAUGCGUUACCCACGCUGGCCCAGCAGCUGCAUACAGCACAGGGUCAUAGCGUUGGUUAGCUGCUGGUGUUUUCACUCCGUUCCAAGCACUGAACUGGGUCCCGUGGAGGUUGGGUUGGAGUCUUGGGAGUGCUGGGUCGGUUUGGGGUGAGAUUUGCCAGAAUUGGGGCUAUCAGGAGCCCACACAUGCCUGCAGGAGGCUGUGAUUUCAUAGAACCUCUGGUGUGCGGGGAGUUAGAACCCCAUAGCAUCCUAAAUUGGAAGGGAUCCGUGAGGAUCGUCAGGUCCAACUUGAGUUGAGCAUGUUGUUUCCAUCUGGUUCCUUCUCGUAGAAUCCUAGAAUGGCCUGGGUUGAAAACGACCACAGUGAUGAUCUAGUUUCAACCCCCCUGCUAUGUGCAGGGUCACCAACCACCAGACCAGGCUGCCCAGAGCCACAGCCAGCCUGACCUUGAAUGCCUCCAGGGAUGGGGCAUCCAUAACCUGAGAGUGAUUGCUCUGCUAACAGCAGGCUGGCACAGCUUGUUAGAGGCAGAGCACUGACCCAGUGCUCUUUCAGCAGGCCAGGAAGCUCAGAGGAGAGCUCUGGCAUCUCACGGAUCUGCAUCCUGCACCUGCCCAGCACUACAGAGACCACAUCUCCUGUGGGUGUUGCUUGGGGACGAAGUGCUGCUGUUGGCAUCUCGCUGUGGGCUGUGCCUUUUCCUGCCCGGGGCCAAUUAGGCCAAUUAGGGAGCAGAAGGGAAGCGCAGCACCUGAGCUCAGAGCUGCGUGGCGUAGCCCUGGGGACACAGCAGGAGCGUGGGGACAAAGGUUGGAGCUGUGCCCUCGUGCACGUGUGGUGCCGGAGCCUGAUAGCAGAGUCCUUGCUGUGACUUCUUAUGGGUCCCCUCAGGGCUUCUCACACCCUUCUGAGUGCUGAGAAAGCUGUGCAGGGAGGUGACCUGGUGCUGGAGGCCGCUUUGGUUUUAAGGCAAAGAAGCGUCCCCGUGGUCUCAGAGAAGAGCUUUGCCAUUUGCUGCUACCUGCAGGCAUCGAGUUUCUGUGAGCAGCAUGGGAGCCCCUGCAGCACGCAGCGUUCACACGGCACGGCCUCACCCGUGUGUUUAGGGAAAUAAAGGCAGCAAAGCAGCCAACCCUCGAGGCUGGCAUUGCUGCUCCAAACGUUGCUCUUUGUUCUUUCUUUGCCU